Molecule: messenger RNA, 1767 nt
Organism: Betta splendens (Siamese fighting fish)
Lineage: Eukaryota; Metazoa; Chordata; Actinopteri; Anabantiformes; Osphronemidae
Gene: guca1d
Product: guanylate cyclase activator 1d
Exons: 4
Coding region: 234-791 (185 amino acids)
Molecular function (GO): calcium sensitive guanylate cyclase activator activity; calcium ion binding
Source: RefSeq, a predicted model, not a curated record
CUUCCCUGAUUCUUUCUCCAGGCACUAAGAAGGUUACAGAGCCCUGAGGUUGGUUCUUUGCCUGCAGAGUCACUGCACACUGAGGAUCUCUAACCUCUGACUGCUUUGGUUCUGGGCGUGGAGGAAGACCCACUACUUUCAAAAGACUGUAGAGCGGAUCCAAAGGCAGCUGAGACUGGUUCAUCUCAGAGCCGGCCUUUUCUUUGGCUUGCCUGCCUGGCUGCAUCUGGACCAUGGGGAACCACGGCUCCAACCUGGACGACAUCCUGGCAGAGGACAUGCACCACUGGUACAACAUGUUUAUGCGCGAGUCUCCGUCAGGUCUCAUUACACUGUUUGAGCUGAAGGCCAUUUUGGGGCUGAAGGGGCUGACGGAAAACGCCAACAGCUACGUGGACCAGGUCUUCUUCACCUUCGACAUGGAUGGGGAUGGCUACAUCGACUUUGUGGAGUAUAUUGCGGCAAUCAGCCUGAUGCUGAAAGGAGAGAUCAACCAAAAACUAAAGUGGUACUUCAAACUGUUUGACCAGGACGGAAACGGAAAAAUCGAUAAGGAGGAACUGGAAACCAUCUUCUCGGCUAUCCAGAGCAUCACCCGCAACAGAGACAUCGACCCAGAGGAGAUUGUUACCAUCAUUUUCGAGAGGAUUGACGUGAAGGGAGAAGGUGAGAUGACUCUGGAGGAGUUCAUCGAAGGGGCCAAAGACCACGAGGAUAUCAUGGACAUGUUAAAGAACCUGAUGGACCUGACACCAGUGUUAGAAAUCAUUGUCCAAGGUCGGGGAAAGUAGGAGAGUGGAGCUGGACCACAAGAAUGGUCCAGUUUUAAAGAAAGUGAGCUCCACCCUUAUGUUCUUCAAAAGAAGAGACUGGUUCCAGACCAUGAAGUGUUCUGCUGUGAUCUGCUCAGAGCAUCACACUUCCUGGGACCAGAUACAAGCAGAGUCCUUCACUGUCCUGCUGUUUACUCUGAAGCUGCUGAUCCUCUUAAUGCCUGCAAAGGUUGAGCAUCCUAAACCCUAAGAAGCAGAUUCACCUGUUUGAAGAACAGGUCUGGCUCCACCUGCUGUCCACCUGCAAGUCACCCAAUUAUCAAUGACAUCACUGUGUAGACCCCCCCCCAAUACAAUCACUGCAAGAACUCAAAAGAUACUAAAGGAAACUCAGAACCCACAGGAUCAGACACAAACAAAACUGGACCUGAACCUUAUCAGAACCAGAUGAGCCCAAACAGAAGUCUGUUCUGGAAUCUAGUGAGAGUCAUGAAAUCAGACGCUUUAAAUUCACCAUAUGAGAUUUUAACAAUUAUUGAACAGAAAUCAAAAUGCUCCCUCUGCUGGUGAGAGACAGAAAGAAAAACAUUUGUUGGUGCUUUACUGUGUUUUAUUGCAUGUCUGAAAGUUCAAACAGUCAUUUGUUUGGUUUUGACAAUAUUGUACAAGUAACUGGAAGCGUUUCAGUGCGUUUGUGUAUUUACUGUCUAAUUAGACACAGUAGUUGUGACGAGUGUGUCGUCUCGGCAAGUUGCAUUUACUGGUGUGUGUAAUUAUUUUAUUUUUAUUUUUUUACAGUGAUGGAGAAACGUUGAACAUAUCUGUAUAGUGAAUAGUGAACUCAGACAUGAUGGUGGUUAAAGGAAAUGAUGCCAUUUUGUCCUUAAAGUUGCAAACAGAGUGAAGAGUCAGAGCUGUUCGCUGCAGGUCAGAGAGACUUUCAGUCUAAUGCAAGUUUGUGUUGCCUUAUCAAUAAACCUUCUCAACAAAAGUA